AUGCUUUCUAUGAUUAUUGGGUCUGCCGCAGGAUUUCUCAUUGUUGACCGCUGCCACAACAGCAGGGAUCUGGAUGUCCCGUGUACUGAAAGACUCACUGCAGCGGUCGUUAAUAUAUCACCUUUGGUUAUCCGUGUGCCGGAGGUCUUAAUUGUGCAUCGAGCUAUGAUGACACCUAUCAGGUUGCCAUACUUCGACGCUCUUUAUUCUAUACGCAAUCUAUUUACGCCGACAGAACGCCAGCGGCCGUGGAGGCUGUACCUCACCCCCGGAUUAUUCCCUGCUGUUGCUCUUUCUACUGCUUACUAUGCCUAUGUACCCCGCAUCUCCCGCGCGUGGCUCAUGGAUAUGGGCGCUAAUGGGGGAAAUUCACCGAAUCAGACCUUCUCUCGCUUUUUGGCUCAUGCCAUCGUUGCGGUGUUAACCACGGCGAUCAUGACGCCUAUUGAAGUCAUUAUUGUUAGGUUGUCUAUGCAGUACCAUAAUGCAGCGGCACCUGUGUUUACAACUGCAGUCGCGCAAGAAUCAGGCGACCAUAGGCCAGAAGCCGUUGUUUAUGGAGAGGAUAAUGUUAUUCAAAUGAGGAAAUGCAGAGACCCUUACACAGGUCUUUUGGAUUGCGCGAAACGCAUCGUUGUUGAAGAGGGGUGGUCAACGUUGUAUUUGGGAUGGUGGAUUACGAUGCUGUUCAGUAUUCUCUAA
This is a messenger RNA of Coniophora puteana RWD-64-598 SS2, 702 nucleotides long. RefSeq lists its product as uncharacterized. NCBI's taxonomy places the organism in Eukaryota, Fungi, Basidiomycota, Agaricomycetes, Boletales, Coniophoraceae. The record is from RefSeq and is a predicted model, not a curated record. The transcript has 3 exons. The coding region runs from base 1 to 702 and encodes 233 amino acids.